Messenger RNA from Drosophila guanche, 1164 nucleotides. RefSeq names its product adult cuticle protein 1. The transcript has 2 exons. NCBI's taxonomy places the organism in Eukaryota, Metazoa, Arthropoda, Insecta, Diptera, Drosophilidae. The record is from RefSeq and is a predicted model, not a curated record. Bases 116 to 565 code for a protein of 149 amino acids.
GUUGCCACAAUUUGGUAGUCGAAAUCAGAAUCAACUCGUUCGCUGAGUAUUCAACACAAAGUUUACCUUUUCUUCCUUCAACCAACCAACCAACACCCACCCCCCAAAAAGCAACAUGAAGUUCGCCGCCGCCGUAGUCAUGCUUGUGUGCGCCCUGAUCGGUGCUGAGGCCUCGUGGAAUGCACUCCAGAUCGCUCCUGGCGUCUCCUAUGUCAACUCUGUGGCCCAUGGAGCUGGCGCCUGGGGUGGUCCCUGGAACGGUGCCUGGAAUGGUGGCUGGAACGGUGCCUGGAACGGUGGCUGGAACGGUGCCUGGGGUGCACCCGCUGCCGUGGCUGUCCAUGCUGGCGCUGGCGCUCCUUGGAGCUUGACCGGUCCCGGCGGCUGGCAUGGCGCUUCGGUUCCCGGCAUUGCCCUCGCUCAGGGACCCGGUCUGGCUGCCGGACAUGGACAUGAGGGUGUCUAUGUGGCCAAGACUCGUGGUGCCAUUCACACCGCUCCCCUGGCCGGACACAUCAACUCGGCCACGUCCGUGAAUGUGGCCCCCGCACCGGGAACACUGUAAGUCAAUCCACCGAUCGACCCAUGAUGUCUCCCAGCCAACCAACCGAUGCCAAACGGACGUGGCGGAUGCCAGCAGGAUGCCAACUUCGUUCUUCUGCCCAUUUGCCUUCCACGACUCUCACACCGGAUACUUCCCCCCGCCCACAACUGUCUCUCUAUACACAAACAAACUAAAUGUUAAGCACACACCGCUCUUAGUUCCCGUGACCCCCCACUUGCCCCCCACCACGAUAUACGAACACGAUCCUGAUCUUGAGGCGAUCGAUGAUCGAUCCCUCAGCAGCAAUCUUUAAGUCCAACAACAAUUACAACAACUACAAAGAAACCAACAAAACUGACAGCGCGUUAAUUGUAUUAUUUGAGAACUUUCUACAACCACAUAACUGUACCAACUUUCACAUCUUCCUCUCCUCUGUACUUCUUCUUCCUUUACUCUUUGCUAUAUCUAUCACUCUGUCUCUCCUUCCACCUACAUCUGACAGAAAUGCUCUGACAAACUGUAAAUAUACACUCCCCUCCUUGUACUCUAGUAAUCUGCAACAAUGUAAAGAUUGACGAAAGCGUUAUAAAUAAACUCCAACAGCGUUUUUUAUACGAAAA